CGAAAUACGAGCCUCUAAUUUUGAAGUUCAGCGGAAGAGGCCUUGCAUAUCUUCACCACCGCAGCUCGCUCUGGCGUGUAACGGGUUUCAGUUCGCUGUGGAAACGAUCGGAUCAAAAACUUCAUCUUCGACGACCUAACGUCACUGCGAUGACUAGUGCAGCGUAUCCUCCUCCCCCGGCCGACAUGUUUGGCUCCAUGCCCGGCUACGAAGGCACCGUGGUCGGUGGAGGUGGAUACCUCCCACCGCCUGCGCCCUCCCAGCCCGUAGAGCCACCUGUGCCUGCCCAGGACCCAAACCAGUGGAUCAUCCCGACUUUGUCUGAGGAUGUGGCCCGCGAGGCAUUUAAGAGCUUCGCUGCGUCCAACUGCUGCUACAGCAAAGCUCCCGCCAACGACGGUGUGAUCACCAAUAUGGAGCCGUUCAACACAUUCAGGUAUCGACUAGAGACCUUCACUGAGUCCAGGUCGACCGAGUGGGCUCACAAACCUCAUGAAGGAGAGACCCCAGACUUCUACACCCAGACUGCACCCCGGCCCUGGGAGGUUCCAGCCACUGCCCCGAGCCUCUUCCAGAAUCACACCGAGGAGAUCCGAGUGCCCUACACCUCUUCCAUCAAGGACUGCCACGUCUGCCAUGCCAGAGGCACUCUACCAUGUGAGGAGUGUCACGGAACUGGAUAUAAACAAUGCUGGGUGUGUAACGGCUCUGGGAAGCAGAUGAGUGACGAUUGCCAUCGCUGUAAUGGAAGUGGCAAAGAAAGCUGCUCAGUGUGCGACGGUCGAUCAACAAAGGAGUGUGAAAACUGCAAAGGAAAGCGACAGCUGCUGACCUACAUCAAGCUGAAAGUGGAGUGGACAAACAACGUGGAGGAUCAUGUGCUUGAGCAGAGCUCUGGAAUGAAGAUCGAUGACCUUCGCUCUGUCAGCGGGAAAGAGCUUUUUAAAAACAGCCAGUACAUGGUUUAUCCUCUGGUUGGGUUCCCCUAUCCUGCGAUCAGUGAAGCAUCACAGCGUCUGGUGAGAGAACACCAGAGCAAGUAUCCUCAGACUUCCCGGAUCCUGCAGCAGAGGCAGACCGUGGAGCUGAUCCCCAUCACCAAAGUCAACUACAAAUGGAAGGGCGACUCUCACGUGUACUACGUGUACGGGAACGAGAACCAAGUCAGCGCCGACAACUACCCAGCAACCUGCUGUUGCACCAUCUUGUAGAAGCCGAUGUCUGCUCCACUUCCGUCUGCAUACCACUAGUCUGACCGAUUAUUGAUCCAUGAAACAUCAAGGAAGCUUGGGAGUCUGCCAAAGUGACAUUUGGUGUCCAAUAAUGCUACAUGUUUGGAGUGUUGUGGUAGGCAGACUUUUUUAAAAUGUUGCAGUAUUCUAAGAGGGCUAUCAAGUAAUGCCCAACAGUAAAACGGUGAGAAAAAUGAGCCACACUACAGAGGUGCACCAGGCGGAGGGUGUUGAGUUGCAUCAACACGGUUGUUGUUGAUCUGAUGAAUUCAGUCCUAUAUUCAGUAUUUUUCAGCUGGAAAGUUACGUGAUCAAACAACUUGUGUAAUUUUAAUUAAAUAAUAAUGGGAUCAUUAGUUUGUUUUUAUUUUGAUGAUUAUAAAUUACCUGUUUCUGUCAUAAUCAGCCAAUGUAUAUCUUUGCGAGGCAUAUGCUUUAUCAUAAUGACAGGCAGUAGUUCCUGAUGGGCGACUGACUACAUUAUAGUAUUAAUAUUGUGCAACAAUCGAUGGUCGACGCUAGAGAGCGCUCAAGAGGGCGCCACUGUAACUACAUAUAUAGAAUCUGUGUUGCUGUUGUAGCAGGGUGAAACACAAAUCCUGACCACAUUGGUGUGUGUUACUAAUACUUCAGUGGCUUUAUACUGAGUUUAAGCUCAAUUGAAAACAUGUCAAAGUGAGUGAUCGUUGCCUUUAACUCAUCACCUAGCUUGCUUUAUUCUUAUUUUAUAAGACAGAUUUUGUGAAACUUCCGCCGCUGCUUCCUUCUGCAACUUCCUCCCAGGAGGCUGAUAUUAGAGACAGAAACCAGACUGACCUGUGUGUCGACCUGAGCCGUUCCAUAUACACUCUAUACCUCCUGUUAAUGGAGUGAUGCGCAGUCACAAACCCAGUUGAAGAAAGGGAUUAGCUAACCUCACCUACUACUUUUGAAUUUACAGUUCAAACUCAAUUCAGUAUUGGACUCAGCUCUGCUUGUCUACUUCCUACUCAUACAGAUGUUGUAAUGUAUAGGAUCAUUUUUCGCAGAUCUGUUUUCUUCAACUGGCCCAGCUGCAGCACACCACUCCAUCUACACUCACCAAAGUCCUGUUUCUGACCAGAAUGUGCCAUUGCUCAUGAGUAAUUUUGCUCAAAAUAUAUCUGACGUCUUGUCUUCUCUGUGAUGCAUUCUGACUGUAGCAUUCUAUCUGCUUUGCCUAUGCAUGAUAAUAUGUAACAUACAGUACUAUAACAAAUCCACUAUAACUCAGUUAAGUGUUUCAUUAAUAUAGCAAUGUUUUACAUUUAAUCUUUAUACACAUUUUGCCUUAUUAAAAUUCACUUCUACAUCAGUUCAAACACAGUCUGGGGUGACAAGAAUGCUACUAGAUGGGGACCGACAUCUGUCUCUUACAGCGAAAACCUCCAAAGAUUUAACAAGCCUUAACAAACAUCACAUCCUCCAGUAUACAGUAUUGCAUAAGAGUGUGUCUCUGUUUCAGUUCUACUUGACUAUACUAGUGGGAUUAGCCACUCGCGAGAUUGUUCAUACGCUACAUUUUACUUUUGUACUUCUUGAAAAUAUGACUUACAUGUCAUUUGGUCGUUUUUUUUAUCAGAGUCCCACAAAGACAGCAAUUGUGACUAAUAAACAUUGUCUUACUAACUGGAUGAAACAUGAAGUACUGCAAAACUUGAAGCUGUUUACAUCCAAUCGAGCCUGUCCAGCAUGGUUAAAAUCUGACUUGUUCAACCAGAAUAAAAUGACUGUAUAGAA
Synchiropus splendidus (mandarinfish) is the source of this 2990-nucleotide messenger RNA. Its product is annotated as protein SSUH2 homolog. The coding region runs from base 150 to 1211 and encodes 353 amino acids. The record is from RefSeq and is a predicted model, not a curated record. The transcript is spliced from 12 exons. Gene Ontology annotation, molecular function: heat shock protein binding. NCBI's taxonomy places the organism in Eukaryota, Metazoa, Chordata, Actinopteri, Syngnathiformes, Callionymidae.